Molecule: messenger RNA, 1836 nt
Organism: Rotaria sordida
Lineage: Eukaryota; Metazoa; Rotifera; Eurotatoria; Philodinida; Philodinidae
Source: the annotation of a GenBank genome assembly
AUGCCGAGUAUUCGUUUAUUUGGUCGUCGUUUUAAUUUUGCUUCUGAUGAUUUAACAAUACCAUCAUUAAUUGAUAUUAUUCUUCGAUUACCAUUGUUAGUAACUUUUAUUAUCUUUCGUAUAAAAGAUGAAUCACCAAAUUCAACAUGUCCAUCAUCAUUUUAUAAUGGUUAUUUUUAUCCACUUUUAAGUGUUUAUAUAGCUAUAACAAUAUCAGCAGUAUUCAUAUGUUUUAUUAGUACACGAGGAUCACCUUUAAAAAAUAUUCGACCACGUCGUCAUAUGCCAUUAUUAAUUUAUAUAAGAUUAUUUCUUGUUUUAAUUGAUAUUGGUAUUAAUAUAAUGGGUUCAGUCAUAAUAAUAAGAGUAUUUCAAAUGUGUGCUAUUAUUUUACGUGCAACAAUUAUAACAACAAUUGUUUUAAGUUGGAGUGUUGCUAUAGCAUUAUUUAUAAUAUUAGCUUUUUUUAUUGAUUUAACUGGUUUUGUUAGUGCUGAAAAAAAAUGGGAAAUGAGAAUAAGAUUAAUUUUUUGUUGUGGAAGAGGUUAUGGUGGACAAUCAUCAGAUAUUAAAAAUAUUGUUAAAACUUUACAAUAUUUAUUUGAUGAUGAAAGAUUUGAUCUUGUACCAAGUGAUGUUGCUGCUGGUCUUAUUCUUUUACAACAAGAAGAUGCAAUUGAAGAACGUUCAGUUAAUAUUAUACAAAAUGUACCUUUAGAAUUACUUAAAGAAGGUCUUUAUUAUAAUACUUAUGCACAAUCUGCUUUUGGAUGGACAAUUGGUUUUUGUUGUGGUUGUUGCACUUGUUGUGCAUCUUGUUGUGGAAAUCAAGAUAGUGUAAAUGAUCCAUGUGGAAAUCAAUAUAAUACACUAAGAUAUUUACUACGUAGACAAAACCCUAUCAUAUUAUAUGCUAAUUUUCAUGGUGCAUUUCAUCGCGCUCCAUUUUAUAUAGCAGCUGAUAAUGAAAAGAAAACAAUAAUUGUAUCUAUUCGUGGAACAUUAAGUGCAACUGAUGUACUAACUGAUAUAAAUGCUGUUGAAGAUGUUUUAGAAACAGAAUUAUUUGGUAGUGGAUAUUGUCAUAGUGGUAUGCAUUCAGCAGCUAAAUAUAUUCUUGAUGAUAUAUCAACACGUUUAAAUGAUAUAUUUACUAAAUAUCCUGAUUAUAAAUUAAUUAUAUGUGGUUAUUCACUUGGUGCUGGUAUUGCAUCGAUUCUUAGUAUUCAAUUAAAAUCUAAAUAUCCACAUUUAAAAUGUUAUGGAAUAGCUAUGCCUGGUUCUGUUUUAUCAGAAAAUUUAGCUUUAGCAACACGUGAUUUUAUUUAUUCAUAUGUUGUUGAUGCUGAUAUGAUAGGUCGUGCAUCAAUGCGUUCAUUAGAACAUUUACGUGAUCGAAUAAUUGAUGCAUUAAGUAAAUGUAAUCGAAAUAAAAUACGUUUAUUAACAAUGACACUUGCACGAACAUUAAUUAAACGUGGACAAACUUUUCAUUCAAGAAAUAAUCGUACACAAUCAUUAAUUGAUAAUUCAGUAACAAAUUCAAUAAUACCAACCGAUGUUAAUCCGUCAAUUUCACAAUUAGUUUUAACUCAUCAUUCUGGUGAACGUGUACAUUUAGUUUUGCCUGGAACAAUAAUACAUUUAUAUUCAACAGAUCGUGUUGGAUUAUUUUCACGUGGAAUUUCUUAUCGUGCUGGUAUAACUACAUAUGAUCAAUUUUUUCAACUUAUUGUUCAUCCAAGAAUGUGGCUUGAUCAUUUUCCUGCAUCAUAUAGCACAGCAUUAGCAGAUAUUAUUGAAAAUUAUGAACAAAUUUCACAACAAAUAGCUUAG